Molecule: messenger RNA, 1842 nt
Organism: Mytilus californianus (California mussel)
Lineage: Eukaryota; Metazoa; Mollusca; Bivalvia; Mytilida; Mytilidae
Exons: 2
Coding region: 115-1806 (563 amino acids)
Molecular function (GO): zinc ion binding
Source: RefSeq, a predicted model, not a curated record
GAUAUAUUUAUCAAUACACUUAUUUACCUUCCUGUUGGGCGGAUUAUAAAAAGCAAAAUAAUACAGUCACAUAGUUUACCAUUAUUAGUGGGUGAUAUUUAAGUACCAUUUCCCAUGGCAACAUCAAAACCGUCCUGUGGUGCUUGUGAUCGCCAGAAUAUUACCAAAUCACCAAUAGUAUGGUGUACAGAUUGUGACGAAGGACUUUGCUCGGAAUGUCAAAAACACCAUCGUGUUUCGAAGCCAUCUCAAAACCAUAAUACCCUGCCGAUAACCGAGUUUCAUGAAUUACCAAAAGAUGUUCAACAGAUCACCCAAAACUGUGACAAACAUAAUGAGAAGUACACAAUUUACUGUAAAAAGCAUAAAUGUCCCUGCUGUGGUAAUUGUGUCGUAGAAGAUCACAUCGAUUGCCGAGACUUUUCCAGACUAACAGACAUUAUCGACAAAACAAAAACGUCAGAGGCUUUAAUUGAGAUUGAACAGUCGUUAGCAGAUCUGGCAGAAAAUAUACAAAGAAUUCGACACAAUCGAGAGAACAACUUGAAAACGUUAUCCGAGAAAAAGAGUUAUAUUGAAAAAGAAAUCAAAGAGACACGGGUCACCAUCAACAAUCAUCUGGACAAAAUGCAAGAUGCUGUACUGAAAACGUUAAAUACAUCUGAAGAAAAGGAAAGACGUGAAAUUAGCCUGUCACUUACCCUAUUAGAUGGGAAGGGAGCAGAAAUAUCUGAAUACCAGAAAAAAAUAGUCAAGAUCAAACAACAUGCAACAGAUCUACAGACAUUUUUGUCAUUGAAGCAAUUAGAAAACAAAGUUUCUUGCGAAAACGAAUUCCUGCAAUCAUUGGUCGACACAGACAGCUUAAAAGAAAGUGUAUUAUCGUAUAAUGUCCAUAAUUUCAUACACAAAUUCCUUACGGAUAUCAGGAAAUUUGGAGACAUAACGAUUGAGAAGAAAUCCUGUGAUGUUAUUCUUACAAGGAGAAAAGAUAAACAAGCCCAAAUGUUGGUACCGCACGUCUCAAAUAGGUCAGUUAAGCAUAUCAAUCUAAAGCUAUAUAAAACUGUUAAUACCAUAAAUUAUAAUGCCAGUGGUUGUUGCAUGUUACCAGAUGGCAAUAUGGCGUUUACAUACUAUGGUUCAAGCAAACUCAACAUAUUCAGCACUGACGGCUCACACGAUUUUUGCAUGUGGUUGCGAACAAAUGCAUUUGACAUAGCGUACAUUAGUGAAGACAACACAUUGGCUGUAACAUCAGGAGAGUCGAAGAGAAAAUGCCUCACAAUCAUCGACAUUCAAAACAAACUACUUAAGGAGGACAUAGCAGUUACUAAUUAUUGUUAUGGCAUAGCAGUGAAGGACACACAAUUAAUUUGUUCUGCAUCUGGAAAAGGAAUACAAUUGAUCGAUCCGUACAACAACUCAACAAGAGAAAUAGUCCGCGACACACUACCCAAAUUCUGUUACGUUACACGUUUUGGUGACAAAAUUUACCAUACAAAUAGCACAACAAACUCCAUAACUUGUUAUGAUCUACACGGUUCAGUACAAUGGACAUUUAAAAACGUAAGCGUCCUGAAUGGUGCACGUGGUAUCACAGUAGAUAAUGUAGGUAACGUGUACGUAGCAGGGACUACAUCUAACAAUGUGGUAGUUAUAUCUGCUGAUGGACAACAACACAAAGAAAUACUUACAGCCAGUGAUGGUCUUUCAGGUCCCAAUGCUCUUGAUUAUUGUAAAAGUACAGAUAUGUUACUAGUUGCAAAUUGUAGAAAUAGUGCAAUGCUUUUUGCUUUUGUUUGAAUAAAGAAAAGCUCACAUGGGAUAAAACUAAGAAAA